CUACAUUAUUCCCCUUCCCACACACACACACACAUAUACACACCGCCGUGGAAAAACUUCGGACACCCCUCUCUUGCAUCGUGCUGCAGCCGAGUCAGAGACAACUGAUCACACUCCCCCAUCCUCCCACAUGUCUUUAGUCUCACGUCUCCUUCUCUUCACCCCUCCCCACCCCACAGCCACUGUCCUUAAAUAGGACGACCCGCAGGAAGGAGCAGAAGAGGAACGUGUCCACUGACAGGUAGUGUACACCGCUAUGACUGCAACACUUCUGCUGCUGCCGCUGCUGCUGCUGUUGCCGCUGUUCGCCGCCUCUGCCGCUGGAGCACCGCCGCCCGCAGCCACAGUGAGAGAGUAUUUUGUAGCAGCUGUGGAAAUCGGCUGGGAUUAUUCUCACCUGGAGGAGGAUGCUGACCCGCCGUCUGACCAGAGAUGGAAAUCUAAAGAUGUCAAACAAAAGUACAUCAAGGCAGUGUACCGGGAGUACACAGAUUCUACAUACACCGUGCCCAGGCCAAGACCAGCAUGGACAGGUAUUCAGGGUCCGGUGAUAGUGGCCCAGGCUGGAGACAGGGUGUUGGUCCAUUUCAAAAACCUGGCCUCUCAGCCGUACAGUAUCAGCCCUGUGGGCAUCACCUACGGGAAACAGUCCGAAGGAGCCGGCUAUGAUGACUCCACAGCUGGUCAGGAGAAGGAUGAUGAUGCUGUAUCUCCAGGAGGUUAUUACGAGUACGUGUGGGACAUCAAUCCUAAAGACGGGCCCACCAGCAGUGAUCCAGAAUGCCUCACUUACUCCUACUCCUCCCAGGUAGACACAGUCCGAGAUGUCAACUCGGGACUCAUUGGUGCCUUGCUCAUCUGCAAAUCAAGUGCCUUCACAGACGAAGGCGAGAGAAAAAAACAGGCAUUCGUACUGCUGUUUGCAGUGUUCGAUGAGACCAAGAGCUGGUAUGGAGAGGUGGGAGACAGGAUGAGCCGGGAAAGGUUUAAGAGGACCAGCGGAAGAAAGGAAUACCACACCAUCAAUGGAUAUGUUAACUCUACACUGCCUGGUCUGACAAUGUGCGCAACCCGCAAUUAUGUGUCGUUGCAUCUGAUUGGAGUGGGAACAGCUCCAGAAAUUCACUCCAUUAAGUUCCAGGAUCAUACUUUGAAGGUGUUAAAUCAUCGUAAAAUCACCAUGGAGGUGACACCCAUGACCUUCACUACAGCAGAACUGAGACCUGUGUCUACUGGGCGAUUUCUUAUCAGCUGUCAGAUCCAUGCACAUCGUACAGAUGGAAUGAACGCCUUCUUCACAGUGAAGACAUGCUCCGAGGCUUUGGCUCGAGCGCAGCCAAAGGACCAACGUAAAGUGAAACAAAAUGACUACGACGACUACAGUGACAACGACAGCGCAGAAAACUAUGAGAGUGCGUUUAACACCAUUAGCUUUCAGCACAAUAAGCCUAAAGUUCAAGUAAGGGCCAGCAGAGGUCAGGAGUACAAAACCUGGAAGCAUUUUAUUGCAGCUGAAGAAGUCACCUGGGACUACGCCCCUCAUCUUAAACCCACACACAGUGAGUUGACCUCUGGAUAUUUGCCCUCCUCCCCUCAUCACCUGGGCUACAAGUACAAAAAAGUGGUGUAUGUUGAAUACACAGACUCAUCUUUCACUGUGAGGAAAAGUUCUGACACGACGUUCUUUGGUCCACAGCUGAAAGGAAAGGUCAAUGAUCAGUUCCAGAUCACUUUCAAAAACAUGGCCAGUCGACCCUACAACAUCUACCCCAAUGGUCUCACCAGGAUCAGUCCACUUCAAAGAACCUCAAAUGAUGCAGAGAAAGACUUGCGCUCCAUGGGUAUUCCCCCCAACGGGACGUUUGAGUACCUUUGGAAGCUAACAACAGACGACGGACCCCUGGAGGGAGACCCCCAGUGUCUGACCCAGCUGUACCAGAGCACCGUCUCACCAGAGAGGGACUUGAUAUCAGGGCUGGUGGGAACACUGCUCAUCUGCAAGUACGAGGCCAUCAACAGGAAAGGUCAACUGUUGGCCCCAGAUAAAGAGUGGACUUUAAUGUUUGCUGUGUUUGACGAGAACAAAAGUUGGUACUUUAAUGAAAGCAUGCAGAAGUCCAGUCGGGACUCCUCCAGCCUCUCUGACUCUGAGUUCUACAGCUCUAACAUCAUCUACAGUGUGAAUGGAAUCAUGUUCAGUGGACGUCAGUUUGUGAUGUGUCAGUCUGAUGUCACCUACUGGCAUGUGGCCAACGUGGGAACCCAGAGUGACUUCCUGUCUGUGUAUUUUACGGGAAACCUCUUUGAAUCCCAAGGCCUGUACCAGUCAGUCCUCACUCUGUUUCCAAUGACCGGAGCAACAAUUCCUAUGGAGACCGAACUGUUAGGUGAGUGGGAGAUCAGUGCCUUUGACAGCAACCUCAAGAACCGUGGGAUGAGCAUCUUUUACACCGUGCGUCCCUGUGACACCGGGCAUUUUGGGUUAGUUGAUAGGGAUGAUGAUGAUGAUGAUUACAUACCUGAAUACAGCGAUCUGAUUGAGCUACAGCCCAGAGGCACCAGACCUCAAAAUCAUACUGUUUUAGUGCGGGUGUGCAAGAAAGUCCAAGAAAGUCUUAAUGACACUCAGACCACUGGUAAUAAAACUGUGUGUCACUUGAGGAGAGUCCCCGUGACACCAAAGAAGUCGAAUAAUGUGACGGAGGAAGAGAUUCCUGAAGACGUCCUGGAGGAGUUGGAGAAAAAUUGGAAUGGGACAUUGAGCCAGAAUAGUGAUGCCGGAGGAAAGACAAGUGUCAGAAAGAGUCGACAGGCGGAGAGGAAUUGGACUGACGGAGACGACAGCUCCGGGGCCUCAGAGGAGGACGCCAUUGGGAUACACAUCAGUGGAGAGUACAUGGAAAACAAGACUAACACUGUAGUGGAGGUGAAGUCUGUGGAGAGAAUUGAAAUACAACGUGAAAAGUCCAAGUCCAAGGCGGAUGAAGUGUCAGAAGAAGACAACGAGAUCCUGGUGAACAGUGAUCCACUCUGGAAACUCUUACCUUUGGAGCCAGGAAUAAUUAAGAAAAUAGAGGAAACUGUUUUGAGAAACGACAUCCAGGUUCAUCCUGAACCACACACUGUGCUGAGCUUGGACAAAAACAACACAGCUGAGAACAACAACACAUCACAGAUUGACUUGUCUCUAGAUGAAUAUGAUUACGACUACAGCGAUCAGAUGAACAACACGUCCGAUGCAUAUUACACAGGUUAUGUGGACCCUCGUUCUGGCGGGAGCAGCUUUCGCACUUAUUAUAUUGCAGCAGAGGAAAUCACGUGGGAUUAUGGCAUCAGUAAACCUCAUCAGCUCAUUAACAACAGAGAGAUGCGCCGAGGAAUGAGAAAGUUCCUGCCAGAAUAUAAGAAAGUCGUGUUCAAAGCCUACACAGGUGAGGACUUCCUACAUCCUGUAGACAGAGGAGAGCUGGAGGAACAUCUUGGAAUCAUGGGACCUUUCAUCAGAGCUGAGAUCCAUGACCUUGUUAAUGUAAUUUUCAAAAACAAGGCGUCCAGACCGUACUCAUUUCAUCUCCAGGGAGUGUAUGACCGCAGCCAGGGAGCUGGUUUUGCUCAAAGCCACUCUUCCGCCGCACCACCGGGGGUCCCAGGAGAGCCUGUUGCUCCUGGAGAGGUACGGACCUACAACUGGAGAGUAACCAAGAAACAAGGACCCACCAACACUGAAUUUGACUGCAAGACAGGGGCCUAUUAUUCUACUGUUGACAAGGAGAAAGACCUUCACUCGGGUCUGAUCGGUCCACUGGUGAUCUGUAAACCUGGGACCCUGCAGACUCGCCGGAACAUUCAACCAAACAUCCAGGAGUUUGCUCUGCUCUUCCACACUUUUGAUGAGACUAAGAGCUGGUACCUACAAGAGAAUCUGAAGCAGCAGUGUGUUCCACCCUGUCAGGCCAACACUGAGGACUCCUGGUACCACACCAGCAACAAGUUUGCAGCAAUCAACGGCUACGUGGCGGAGACACUCCCUGGUCUGUUGGUGGCCCAGCACCAGCAGACCAGAUGGCACCUGUUGAACGUGGGAGGAGAUGAAGAGUAUCAUGCCGUGCACUUCCAUGGUUUGCCUUUCACUGUUAAAACUGACCUGGAACAUCGCAUGGGCGUCUACAACCUCUUCCCUGGAGUGUUUGGCACAGUGGAGAUGAGCCCUCCCACAGUUGGCACAUGGCUGGUGGAAUGUACCUUAGGAGACUACCAGAUGGCUGGCAUGAGGGCCAAACUACUGGUGUACAACCCACGAUGUGUCCUGCCACUGGGGAUGAAAUCAGGACGGAUUGGGGAUUCACAGAUUUCAGCAUCAGACUACAUUGAUAACUGGAAGCCCAACCUGGCCAGACUGGAUCAGACAGGUUUUAUCAAUGCCUGGAUGGGUAAAAACAACAAGUCGUGGUUGCAGGUGGACCUCAAGAAGCCCACUGUGAUCCAUGGCGUGCAGACACAGGGAGUCAGGUCAAAGUUAAGGGAUCACUACAUCACAUUCUUCACUGUGGCCUACAGUCUGGACCAAGAGAGGUGGACGACAUACAGAGGAAACAGCACUGUGCUGCACAAAAGAUUUCGUGGGAACUUGGACAGUUCCAGGGUGACACCAAACUCCUUCUCUCCACCAAUUGUGGCUCGCUACAUCAGGAUUCAGCCUAUCGGCUUUGUGCAGAAGCCUGCUCUGCGACUGGAGCUGCUGGGCUGCGAUCUCAACAGCUGCUCACUCCCUCUGGGGCUCCAGAAGAAGACCAUACUUGACGGCAACAUCAUUGCCUCCUCGUUUUAUAGCUCUUUGAUGAGUAAGUGGAACCCCUACCUGGCCCGGCUCCAUCAGGAGGGCAGAACAAACGCCUGGAGGCCAGCGUAUGACAACCCACACGAGUGGCUGCAGGUGGACUUGGGUAGAGUAAAACGCAUCACAGGGGUCAUCGUCCAAGGUGCAAGCUCGCUGAUGACCCAAAUGAUGGUGACGGAGUUCGCUGUCAGUGUCAGUCACAAUAAACUGUACUGGAGUACAGUGUUAGAGGACAGCUCACAGAAUGAACAGAUCUUCAAAGGAAAUGAAGAUCCAGAUGAGGAAGCGCUCACAACAUUCAACCCGCCCUUGUUUGGCCGUUACCUUCGCAUCCAUCCACGGGGCUGGAUCAACCACAUCGCCCUGCGGCUGGAGAUCCUGGGCUGCGACACCCAACAGAUCACGUGAAACCAGCCAGGAUGCUGCAAUAUUUUAGCGGCUGUGUGUGUUAUAAUAAUUAGUUAAAUUAUUACUGUAUGUAGCCCUAUUGCUAUUACCACAAAGUUGUUUACAUUUUCCCCUUUUUAUUCACUUGGCAUUUUCUUACAAUUUUAAAAACUGAAUGUAGCUGUAUGAGGUCACAUUAUUGUAUGAAUGUAAUACUUCUGAUGAAGAUGAACACUGAUAAGCUGUGCAAACAGUAGAAACCUUUGUGAAAUUUAGGCUUGUAAAUAGAUUCAUUGAAAUAUUUAAAUUCUUUUUUCUUUUCUUUUUUGCAUUAAAGUUUAUUUAACCUACGGUUAAAAAUCA
Cynoglossus semilaevis (tongue sole) is the source of this 5587-nucleotide messenger RNA. RefSeq names its product coagulation factor VIII, procoagulant component (gene f8). The transcript has 27 exons. Gene Ontology annotation, cellular component: plasma membrane. The coding region runs from base 257 to 5245 and encodes 1662 amino acids. Lineage: Eukaryota; Metazoa; Chordata; Actinopteri; Pleuronectiformes; Cynoglossidae. The record is from RefSeq and is a predicted model, not a curated record. Gene Ontology annotation, molecular function: signaling receptor activity; copper ion binding; oxidoreductase activity.